AAAUCGAGUUGGAUGCUCUUGCUAUUGCUCUUGCAACUGUGACGCGAAAGCGAAAGCGAAAACCGCGCAACGACACCCUGUGGCCUGUGCAAGCGCAAGCUGUGCCCAAUAAUAGCGCCGCGCAAUCGAAUUGGGUGCGUUGCUCUUCUCGCACCUACCCUCGUUCCCCUCUCCAAUCCCCCAAAGACCACCAGGCCGUUAAUCCAAAUCAGCAUCGCUUCCAUCGCCUCGCGCCGGCGGUGGCGCCGGCUGAUUGGGCGUUCGCGAUUGUUCGUUAAGCAAUCGACCGCGGAAAGGCCGCCUUCUUCGCUGUCGCGGCCGCAGCGACGGUUCUUGAUUGGUGAGGUGAGGGUGUUGUUGGCCGUUGCAUGUAUGCGGGAGGGGAGAACCGCGCCAAUGGUGGGGGCGGGGAGGGAGGGGGAGACACGCUCCUCCAACGGCGGAGUCAGCCCGGCCCGUCCUCCUCCGGCGCGGCGGCGGCCGCGUCCUCCUCUUCGUCAGCUAGGGGAGAGGAGGAGGGGGGAGGCAACAAGCAGGGGAGGCGCAAGAAACAGGGGAAGCGGCAGGCGAUGGCCAGGGCGAUCCGCAGCGGGCUUCCGGCCGCUGCGUCCUCCUGCUGGCGUGGCGUCUCUGUUGUUCCGGGCACCGGGGAGAGAAGGACGUGGAGGAGGUGGAGCCGGCGGGAGAGGGCGGCCGACGGCGAUGGCGGCGGCAACGCCGGCGAGGAUGGUUCAGGCCCGGGCGAAACGUCCACGGCAACGGCAGGGCCGGCGGCAGCGUGGUGCUGCGUGUGCCCGGGCGGGGACUGCUCACUGGAGCCCAACCCGAGCGCCAAUGGCAAGGAGGACCCCCGCGUCCGCUCCCUCCUCGAGCGCAACGACUUCUUCUCCACCGACUGCAACCCGCACGCCGACGUCCUCCCCGCAGCCGCCGCCUCCUCGUAGGAGGCCCGGCGCCCGUUCCGGUUAGGCGCCAUUCAUCCACCAUCACCGCAAAUUGCCAUACACAAUUUUACAAACAAAAAAGAGGAAAUCAUUUCCGCCCCCUGGUGGGGCUCGAUUGAGUCCUUGAAUCU
Messenger RNA from Phragmites australis (common reed), 1075 nucleotides. RefSeq lists its product as uncharacterized. The record is from RefSeq and is a predicted model, not a curated record. NCBI's taxonomy places the organism in Eukaryota, Viridiplantae, Streptophyta, Magnoliopsida, Poales, Poaceae. The transcript has a single exon. The coding region runs from base 369 to 944 and encodes 191 amino acids.